Molecule: messenger RNA, 339 nt
Organism: Paramecium sonneborni
Lineage: Eukaryota; Ciliophora; Oligohymenophorea; Peniculida; Parameciidae
Source: the annotation of a GenBank genome assembly
AUGGAUAUUAUAAUUACAAUUAUUUAUGCUAAGAAUCUUGCACAAAAUGUUUCAAAGAUAUUUGUAAAGAGUUUUAAGGUGAAUGGUAUUGAAAAAAUCAAAAAUAAAUUAGAAAAUGAAAUAAUUUAUGAAUACACAGAUUCUAUAAAUGUGAAGAUAUUUUGGUUGUAGGUUAAGAACAAUGUGAUGAUGGAAAUUAAUAAGAUUAUGAUGGCUGCAAGAAUUGUAGAUUUUUUAAGAAUUGGUUGUUUAUCAUGUGAUUGUAAAAAUAUUUGUUUAGCAGGAAUAUUUAUGGAGAUGUUCUAGUAGUAAUUGAUCUUUAUGGCUUUGCACAAGUGA